Messenger RNA from Uloborus diversus, 703 nucleotides. RefSeq lists its product as uncharacterized. The record is from RefSeq and is a predicted model, not a curated record. Lineage: Eukaryota; Metazoa; Arthropoda; Arachnida; Araneae; Uloboridae. The transcript is spliced from 4 exons. Bases 226 to 699 code for a protein of 157 amino acids.
AUUUUGUGACAGUGGAAAAUUUCUGGCUCUCGGUAAUUUAUUCUCACAGAAAUGAAACUUAAUAGCUAAUCUAAUUGAGAAGUAAUUGGUUUUGUUUCAGCGUUACGUCACAGUUGAUAUAUCUAAUUGGUUUAUUUAAACGAUAAGUUUCGUUUCAAGUGCAGUGUUUUAGUUUGAUUUAGUGCUUACAGUGUGUUCCAGGAUUGUGAUUCUAAAUUUUCUGAAAUGCAUUAUUCUUUAUUAACUAAAGAAGGAAGCGAAAAACCUGACCUCAGCUCAGAAAAUGAAAACUCUAGACUUUUAAAUGAAAAUAUUCUACACGAUACUUCAGACAUGUUGACUCUAGAAGGUCUUCGGAGGCAUUACAAUUCUUGUUCUAAUUGUGGAGUCAGUUGGUACGAUGAUCAUAUUAGUCUUGACUGCAGUGAAUGUGGUGGCUAUGCUAUGUGCAGACCAUGUGUUCAGUGCAAUGGACAGUGUGGUAGCAUGUGGAGGAGAGAUGUUAAAGCAUCUCAUCUAAGCAAACAGGCUGAGUGGCUUGGCUCAUGUUCUUUGAAUUACCAGUGGGACUCGAAAAAUCUCAUGGAAUCUAAUGAUCCAUCCGAAUCAGACAGUGUUAAUUUCGAAAAUUCCUACCACCACUGCAUUCAUUUAUCAUCAAAACCUAAAGCAAUUCUACAUGAUUCUCAUAUACUGUGAUUUG